This is a messenger RNA of Exophiala aquamarina CBS 119918, 1257 nucleotides long. RefSeq lists its product as uncharacterized. NCBI's taxonomy places the organism in Eukaryota, Fungi, Ascomycota, Eurotiomycetes, Chaetothyriales, Herpotrichiellaceae. Bases 1 to 1257 code for a protein of 418 amino acids. The record is from RefSeq and is a predicted model, not a curated record. The transcript is spliced from 2 exons.
AUGGCACCCUCUCGGGCACCCAGCACUCUGUUGCUUCACUCGUUAAGAUCCUUGACCAUCGAGAAGCCGAGUUCAGCAUCAGGGUCCUUCUUCCGAGCCAUCUCAACCAGCCCUUCAAAUCUUCAAGAUGCCGAAGUCCAGAAGACCUCAUAUUAUCGAAACCCCGACCCUAUCAAUGUCUAUGUGCCUCGACUUGAGCGAAAGCUUGUCAGAGCCGGAACGCGACUAAUUGGCUCGCGACGACGAAGAGCAGCGAUUGCAAAGUCGCCUGGAAUUGCAUUCGAUCAACUACCCUACCAAUGUUUCCAGGAGGCCCGCAACAUACUGAUCGCGGAUCGAGAAGAGAAGGUCAACAAGAUCGAACUGGAAAGGUCGCGUAUUGCGAGACUGCAAGCCGUUGAUCCAGCCACCUUCCCUGGGGGCGAGGCAUACAAACAAAAAAGGUUGAGAAGCAUGGAGGCGGAACUGGAGAGGCUCAAGAUCCUGGCCGAUGUCAAUGAUCCAAACGUGAAGAGACGGUUCGAGGAUGGCAAUGGCGACAUGAACAAACCGAUAUACAGAUACCUCGCUGAACGAAAGUGGCAGGAGUAUGCACGAAAAGUCCAGGUGCAGAGAAUCACGCAGAUGAACGUGAUACCCGACGUGGUCCCAGCGGUCGAUCCUAUCUUGGAUAUCAAGGUCGCAUUUGGCAGGCGCGUCUUUCCACCAGGCGACUAUGUUCCAUCUCGAAUCAGCGAAGAGCCUCCUCGAUUGACGCUUCAGGCAUUCGAGAAGGGCGACAAAGUAGUCACCGUGGCUGUCGUCGACCCAGAUGUGCCGAACGUUGAAACCGAUAGCUUUGACUCAAGAUGCCACUUCCUAGCCUCCAACAUAACCAUAUCCCCCACACAAGCUGUUUUUGAUUUGGCCAAGCUCGCAAGCGACACCCAGGUACUGCUACCAUGGCUCCCUCCCCACGCCCAGAAGGGCAGUCCGUAUCAUCGGCUUUCAAUUAUCGUGUUGCAACAAAAGGACAACAUCCCCAUCGACGUGGCAGCCGCAGCAAAGAUGGUCCAACGAGAUGGUUUCUCGGUGCGAAGGUUCAUGAGCCGCCACCUCCUCAAGCCAAUUUCCGCAUCCUUAUUCCGAACCAUCUGGGACGAAAAUACGGCCACCGUGAUGGCCAAGGCUGGUCUCGGAGGUGCUGAUAUCGAGUUGAAGAGGAAGAAGGUGGAGCCCUUGCCUUACAAGCGGCGCAAUCCCUCCAGCUUUAGGUAG